AUGGAGCAUACUGUGCCACAGCGUUCCAGCGAGAUCCUCCAGAGCUCUUUGCAUCCGCCGCUUUCUUUCAUCACCUGGCCUCGGGGUUCCUGUUCAGGUUUUGAAUGCAUUGGGCGGUAUCUCACGAAGCCUCCCGAGCUCGAUUGCACCCGCCCUGUCGAGGACGACCAAGAUUACAACUGCGACCGCCGAGGCUGCCCUGCCGCUCCUGGUGGACCAUUGCCCUCUUAUGCCUGCACAGUCUCCCAGUAUGCAUAUGGGCAGCACCCACAGGAUUGCCAACAACCACCGAAUGUCCCAAUGCUGCUCCGGUGCCGGAGGAGCUACCUGCAACAUCUGCCGCCGAGUUUCAUUGACCAUUUGGAAAGCCAUUGCGGACACUAUUAUGCCACCGUCCUGCCGCGAAGGGCACCUUAUGAGGAGCUUGAGGACUAUGUCCGCCCGCAAACCAGUUACGGCUCAGAACCUUUUGAGUUCCACGUCGGCAGGAGGCCUGUUGCCUGGACAGUCGACGCUGACAUCGUGCUUGCCCCUGGGGAUGUCAUCACUGUCGUGUCACAUGGUCGUCCGGGUCCACACCUGCAUGAUAUCGAAACUCUGUUUGCGCCGGACACUGUCUGGGGUUCUCCGGAGCACACCCCGCGAGCCAUCUACACCCCUGGCCUUUGUGUGCUGCACAAGUCCGAAAGAUUCAUGCUGCACCAGCGCUUCUUCCCUCGACAAGAGGUGGUACCAGCUUUGGCACAAACCAUACAUGUUCCAGAAGAUGCCUUUGUUCAAGCUGCAGUCCCACUUCCCAAUCUCGAUCUGCAAGGUGACCCGGCUUCUGUGCUGGUCGGGGUUGUCGACCUGCCAAGACAGGCCCUUGAUGUGCCGACCUAUGCAGGUCGUCGAGAUGUGUUUACCUUCUGUGACUUGCGCCCGGUAGGCCGGCAACCGCAGCUUCAUUUCUCGCACUCCCGAGUUUUGCACGUACCCACCCUCCUUGCGUUGUUUGCGGUGCGUGUACCUUCGGGCUACCACCUCGAAGUUGAUGGAGCGCGGCAACAAGGUGAUGAGAUAUACGUCCUGGACUGUGCCCUCAUCACCUUUCGCCUCAUUCCGGCCGAAUCCAGACUGCAUUACGAUGAUUUGCACGCCUUUCUUCCCGGGCGGUUCAAGGGGGAGUUCGACAUCGACAUGCUACAGAAUGCUCAGCAUUGGAAUGCUGAUGCCGACAUUCCAGUACCACCAGGUGCAUUUCAUCGCCUGCUCACCGAUCAUGGUGACUCCUUCGCUCCUGACACUUUGGCCUUCGCAGUUGCACCGUUUGGCUACGUGUACCGAGAUGAACUCGAGCAGCGCGUCCUCCCGUCCCUACCUCAGGGCUUGGUGCCCCUCAUCACGGGUGGGCACCUUACACUCCGUGAGCACAGAGAAGUCUUUGAGCUUGUCAGUGGGCAGGUUUUGACGGAGCCGGACAGUGACGCGUCGGAUGCCGAUCCAGAUGAUGCUGGCAAUGUCGUAGCCUAUGGCAGUCUUCGGCUUCAUCGUCUUAUGGUCCUCCCGACCAGUGCCAUGCAGACCAAGCCAUAUGAGAGGCGAACUUGGAUCCAGCCCACCGACCGCGAGCACCCUGCUUUGACUUCGUGCACUGCCACAGCGGCCCCAGAGCGUGUGCGGUUGCUACCACCAGCUGACCGUGCAUAUGCGUCGACCAUCAUUCCCACACCAUGCCGUGCCUUUCGCAACCACGCCACCACCUGGACCAGUGGCGAUGUGGCCAACUAUCUAGUCUGCGGACCUACUCUUCUAGAGGAAUGCAUUAUGCAUACGCAACAGCCUCUUUUUGAGGCCUGGACCCUGCUAGAAACACUGUCGGAACACAUCCAGAUCAACACCAGUGUUCCCUGUGUCCCACCAUCCCCUUUGUCCCUGAGUGACAAAGUCCCAAUGACCAGCUACCAAGCGGACUGCCUGUCCCUUGAACAGCUCUUGCCGCAUAGUCAACCAACAGUCCCGCAUGAUGAAGACUGGCUGGAUACAGAUCUUCAAGCAGUUCUGUCCAACCCAGACGUUUGCUUAGAAUUUCGCCAGGCUUUUUCCAGUCUCAUCACGUGGCACCGUGCUGACCGUCCAGCCCCGGAUGCGCUUGACAUUUAUACGGAUGGAUCUGCAUCCAAUAAUGACCUGUGCGUGCAACCCGGUUCCUGGGCGUUUGUUGUCUUUGCACGCCAUAGGGACCAACGCUUUUUUGUCGGCGGAGCAGCGGCCACCACCGUGCCUCCAGACCUCCCGCACCAUCUUGGGGAGAUCAAAGAGGAUGCCAUGACAGGUGAACUCCUGGCUCUUUGCUGGAGCUUGGCCUGGGUCGCACAGACUGGUCAUAGCUUUGGAGUGCCUGUACAUUUUCACUACGACUCCACCAGUGCCGGCGGAGGGGUCUUUGGGCUCACCACAGCACCGACAGGUGGUCUGGAUGGGACCUACGAGCCGCUUUCGAAACUGGCCCUCACCCUCCGCUUCAUAGAUAUGCCACGUCCCUACACCUUUGGAGUGGAGGCCGACUUGGCGCAGCGCCAUGCCCAUCGAGCCGCUACUGCCCCUCAACAGGGCAUCAGAGACGUGACCAUCCCUGAGGCAGAAGUCCUCUAUGACAUCACAGCGAUAAGCUUCAACGCGCUCACCCUGCGUGACCCCAAGACCAAGCGUGCAUCAGCCACUGCGACCGGUUUGCGCAUUGCUGGGCGCAAGGAGGUGCUAAAGACAUCUCUCGCAGCUCACCAACCACACAUCAUAGGCCUACAGGAGACACGUUUGCCGGCCUCCGAUAUGCAGCCAGAUGAUGCAUGCUGGAUAUACAAUGCAGCGGCUGAUUCCAGUGGAGUUGGCACCUCACGGCCAAUGUUCUUUCUGAUUAUGCCAGAUUGCACUUCUGCGCACAAUAUUCCUCUGAGUGAGAUCCGCCUCUUCUGGGCCAAGCGGAUCCAGGAGCUUGCUGCCAGACCCAAGGGUGCCGACUACCUUAUCCUUUGUGAUUCUAAUGCCCGUGUAGGCACUGUGGAAUCCUGCUAUGUAGGAGCCUGCAACUCGGAGUCUGAGAACCCAGCCGGAGCCCUGUUUCAUGAGUUUUUGUCCUCAGCCGAAGCCCUGGCACCAGCAACAUUUGAGGCGUACCACUCAGGUCCGGGAGGCACAUGGUGUUCGCCUUUCGGCCAGUGGGCACGUCUAGACUAUGUACUGGUCCCAAGUUCUUGGGGGUCGUUCGACAUAACCUCUAAAGUUCUAUACGAUGUGGAGGUGCUCCAGAAACGGGACGACCAUGUCCCAGUCUUCCUCAGAUGCAGAUUUGCAAGGUGGCAACCAAAGUCCUCUUACUCUGCCAAUCGUCGGCGAGCGGUUCGACCGCCAGCACCGACCGACAGUGCAGCCCGAUUGGAAGUUCGCCAACACCUUAAUACCUGCACCGCAGUGCCCUGGGGAGCUGGUGUCGAUGAGCACUAUGCCCACUUAGCGGCACAUUGGAGGACUGCUGCUGAACAGCUCUCGUCUCCAGCUACUGAGCCUCCUCGACAGCCUUUCUUGACACAGACCACUCUGGACCAGGUAAGAUAUCGGUCUGCCCUCCGAGCUUACUUACGGUCUGAAACCCAGGAACGCCACAGGCGCUUGUGUCUCAUUGCCUUUGCUGCUUUCCUGCACCAUAAGGCAGGCACCAGCUUCACUCCCACGACCCGCGAGCGCGCAGAGGUCUGGUUGCGUCAGCUUGACUACAGUGAGGCGCGGGCACUCCAUGCGCUCCAUGUUUCCACCAGCGUCAUUCGACGGGCGGUUGCCCAGGACCGUCAUAAUUAUCUGGCCGGCUUAGCUGAAGUCGCAGCAACCAAAGACCUCAGUGACCCUGCCGAGUUGUAUAAAGCCAUCAGACGAGCUUUCCCACAAGCACAAGCCUCUCGGCGCAGUUCCCAUAAGCCCCUCCCGGCCCUAAUGCUUGAAGAGGGGCGACCGGCCCUUACCACUCACGAGCGCGCAGAAGGUUGGAGGUCCCAUUUCGAGAGACAGGAGGCAGGCAGCAAGGUCACACCCGAAGAGUACUUGAACCUCCUCAAGGAGCGCACUCGCCGCGCGCCAUGGACCUUUGACAUUCAUGCAGUGCCAGACCUUUGCUUGCUUGAGAGUCUGACCCACUCACUCAAGAGGCACAAGGCGGCGGGGCCUGACGGCAUUACUGCAGAGGUGCUACGCUUAGAUGUAGCCACGACCGCGCGUCAGCUACUUCCUAUCCUAGCGAAAGCUGCCAUCCGCGCUUUUGAACCCGUUCCUUUCAGGGGCGGAGAUUUGGUGCUCUUGGCCAAACGAGCCUCCCAUAUCCUUGGCUGCGAGGGAUAUCGGUCAGUGCUCGUGUCGUCGGUUCCAGGGAAGCUCUAUCACAAGUGUCUCCGACGACAGCUCUUGCCCGCUUUUUGCGGCAGCAAGACUCCUUUUCAUGCUGGUAUCUUGCCCGGCCAGGGCAUAGAGCUCAUCUCCCUCACGGCAAAAACAUUUUUUGCCCUCAGCAACUCGCCCAAAGCCUCCAAGGCAUCUCUGGUGUUUUUCGAUUUGAAAGCUGCCUUCUAUCAGACUGUGAGACAACUGCUCGUCGACACCGACACCGGUGAUGCCGAAUUGCUACAACUGUUUGCCCGCAUGCAGCUGCCCCAAGCAGCCAUUGUCGAGCUUAAACAAAAGCUAGUGAGCAUCACCACCCUCGAGCAAUGCCAAGUCUCGAGUCACACCAGAGCCCUCAUCUCGGACUUGUUCACGGGAAGUUGGUUCAGGUUGUCGUCCUUCAGCGAGCUAACGGUUACGCGACGGGGCACCCGUCCAAGGGAUCCAGCUGCCGAUCUGUUGUUUGCUUUCUCGUUGUCUGCUUAUAUGCGCUCAGCUACCACUGCACUAGAGGCUCAGGACCUUUUAGCGGAGCUGCCAGGCCCCGGAGAGCGACCACCCUAUCUGCAGCAUCAGGGACCCGUGCAACUGCAGUGCCCUGCUUGGGCUGACGAUUUCUUCUUUCCCCAGACAGGACCCACUGUGCCAGCUCUCCUUGAUCGCACACAACGUGCAGUCAGUUUGCUGGUGACUCAUGCUUCGUCGUUAGGCAUGACUGUCAAGGCAGGUGAGGACAAAACAGCCCUCCUUCUACCUCCUGGUGAGGCUCAUAACGAACAUGAGCUCCUCCACACUGGUCCGGAAGGCAAACUUGUACUACCGGUCGUCGAUGACACCACCGCACAGCGCCUGGAUGUACCCGUCGUCCAGGCCUACAAACACCUUGGGGGAGUCCUCACAGCUAACCAGCACCCUGCGCCGGAUUUGCAUUAUCGCUAUUCGCGCAGUAUGGGUAUGAUAAAGCCUUUGCGCCGCCGGCUCUUCGGAGCACAGUGCUACGACAUGGCCGUUCGCAGAAGCUUGCUCAGGGCCUUAUCAGUGUCCAGAUACGUCCACACGGCUGCAGCCUUGGUUCUACCUGCAGCUGUUCACCGGCGUCUCUGGGAGAGACAAUAUGUCUCUCUCUGGCGAGUCCUGCUUGCUCGCACAGCUGUCGAUGCGCCUCCACAUAGCUACGCGGUUUUGCUUGCUGCCAGAGCUCCUCCUCCCAAUCUGGCAAUCGCGGACGCAAGAGCACUGUGCCUGCAAAAACUGUUCCGACAGGGCCCUCAGGAAUUGCUUGCCUUUCUGUAUGAUCACUGGUGUCUCGUACCCAGGACUUCCUGGCUACGACAACUUGAGGAUGACAUACGUUCCGUCGCUGUCUUCGUCCCCGGUGUCAAGGACUGCCUGCCAUCCCAUCAGUCUGUGCUCGCCCUCCUAGAGGCUCAUGAGUCAGACGUGUACUGGUGGCGCAAACAAGUAGCCAGGGCCACCAAGCAGUUCCUCCAGGACGCGGAGGCUUGGCAGGAGGAACGCAAGGCAGGUAAGCUGCCUGUCAGGGUUGGUCCUGCUGACGGGUCAGACCAGGAAUACCAGUGCUACUUGUGUGACAGUUCCUUCCCGCUCAGGAAGCACUUGCACGUGCACCUUGCCAGAACGCACAGGAUUUACAGCCCGGCCAGGCACUAUGCAAUCAGUGAGGUUUGCACGUCCUGUUUGCGGGUCUACCCAGAUGUUGUGCAAGCACAACAACACUUGAAGCACUCCACCGAGUGUCUUCGACGAGCCCUCUACGUGCACAGACCGCUCACUUAUGACGAAAUUCUGGCGCUCGAGCAACCAGUGCGGACCCAUCAUCAGCGCCUGCGUGCCGGCAAGUGGCAACAGUUCAGCUGUCGAGGUCCUCCGCGUCGUGCUCCCAGCAUUUUUGGGCCGCGAGCGCCCACAGCAGAAGAACGCCUCCAUGGACUUGAGGACGAUGAUGAUACACCCAUCAGCGACCUCGGGCAGACCGCCUUCAGCGAAGCCACCUGCCGUGACGUGGCGAAAGUACAGAGAAGCGAGGGCCUGGACCUGGGCGUGCUGCUAGGAGAUCUAUCCUAUGCCGAUACGGAUGCCACCAGGUGGGACUCGUUUCAGCGCUUGUUCGACGAGUCCGGAUGCGCCGACAUCCCUUGGGUGGUGCUUCCCGGAAAUCAUGAAAUCGAGCCCGAUGAGAUCACAGGUGAACCGUUCCUGCCUUUUCGCAGCCGCUGGCGGACUCCACAGUCCAGGGAAGCCGCGGUCUCCGUGCCACCGGAGGACGCAUGGCAGGGCUGGUUGACCUACGAUUUUCCAAGCAUGAGCUUCGACUUUGGGAGCUCCUUCUUCUCUUUGGAGGUCGGAUGCGCUCACUUGCUGGUGCUGAACCCGUACACGGACGCUUCGCCGAGCUCACCUCAGAUCACCUGGCUCCAAAGCGAGCUGAAACGCAUCAACCGCUCGAAGACGGAACACGUCGCGGUGCUAACACAUGCGCCGUGGCAGCAUUCCUCGCGUGCGCACCGGCCGGAAAUGGAGGCGGCAACACGCAAUCUCCUCUCAGCGGCUGGGCCUUUGCUGCUGCCAGACAAGAUAGACUUGGUCUUCUCUGGCCACGUCCACGCCUUCGAGCGGUCCUUGCCAAUGGACGGAGUGCAGCACUUCGUAGUGGGCCACGGUGGCAACAUGGAAGGACUUUACGACAACUGGCUGCCUAGCAGCACAUCAGCGUUUCAUGCUGGAGAUCACUACGGCUGGGGACUACUCCACCUUCGCCCUCGGCGGCUCGGUCCAUCCACCUUCAACGCGCGCCGUGGUGCGGAUGGUGCCGUGAUGGAUGCCGUCGAGUUCUGGCCUCGCGACUUGAGAUCCUCGCAGCCCAGCAAAGACAACCAAGGUGCUGGAGCUCCUGAGCCUGGCCUUCUGGGCGCAACCUUCGCCGCGUGCCUGGUAGUCUGUCUCUGUGCCUGCUUCUACCGGCGUGCCCGUGUCCGGGCUAGGUACGAAGAGGAAAGCUCCCUGCGAAGGGCUGAGGAGGGCGAGGCCGCCGUGGUCACUGGCGACUCAGAGGCCGAGGCGAUCUUCCGCGAGGCCUACGAAGCCGAGGCGGAGAGGGCGAAGCUCUUGAGCAAGCAAGUGGAGGCUGCACUGGCAGAGCAAUUGGGCGCCCCAGAAGGCAUCAAAAUCAAUGUGGAGGCCCCAGCAGCGCCAGCUCCGGGUGAGCCCGGGGGGUCAACUUGGCGUUUUGCCUACGAGGCUGUGAAAAAGCGCACAGCCUCCUUGGAGGGCCAGCUGGAAAAGGCCCGCCGUAUCGCAGCGCCUGCAGCAACUCCGCCAGCAGACCCGACAGCGGCGGCAGUGGCCGAGGCUGAAGCCAACUUCGUUGCGCCCGACGUCUCGACGCAAAACUUAGAGUCUGGGAAUGCUCAACCGAACUUUCAGCAGCCGCAGCAAGGCAAUAUGAUGGAUCCGAUGCAGCAGAUGCAAAAGCUGCGAGAGGUGGGCAGCCUUGCAGAGGACGAGGAGUCGGUGUUGAGGCUGUUGACCUUGGGCACCUUGCCCAAUCAGGAGAACGCCUUCUCGCUCGAUCCGACAGCUACGAAGAAGGAGCUGCCUCCGCUGAACCGAGCACGUGAGGCACUGAGCAGUGAGGACUUCGUCGCCAACGACGCGAUAGUUUUCGAGCGCAGCUAUAUAUUCCCUGGAGUCAUUCCCGACGGCCGCGACCCUGCCGUGGCUCUGGAGUCAUUGCAGACCCGUAUGGCCGGCAUCCAGGCGCCUGGUGCAACAGAGACUGAGCUCUUCCUCCAGCCACAGAAGGAGGAAGGAAAGAGCCUGCUGAUCAUGGUGCACAAAGGCGAUCUGCCUGAUGGAGAGAUCGAGUCGUGGCAGUGGGUCGUCUGGGUCCUCAGCGUGGGUGCCACCUUCGUUUCCUCCCUCUCUACAACCUUGGCGGUCGUUGCUGUGGGUCCUGGUCUGGCCGCUGGAUCAGACGUGGGAGACCUGACUGCGGCAUUUGAGAAGUUGGUGCCUGUCGCCGGAGCCGUGCUGGCCACUGUUGCCGCCCAGGAGACCGCGCGUCGCACGGUGGCAUCCAACUACAAGGUCGAGCUUACUCCGCCAUACCUGCUGCCAACGUUGCUGAGUGGAUCCAUUGGCUGCCUCGGCACCUUGACACGGCGGCUGUCCACCGCGCCGAAUCGGGAGGCCGAGGUGAACAUGUCCUUGGCUGCACCCAUUGCGGGGCUGAUUGUCUCCCUGGGCUUUAUGGCCGCAGGUCUGGCGAUGGGGCCCGGCACGGACCGGCAUAUCACAACCACAGAUUUAUUUAGUCUACUGUGUCAUGCCUGUCAACACAGUACUUGUCGCUGUGGUGUCUUUGUGGCGGAGUAG
Molecule: messenger RNA, 8802 nt
Organism: Symbiodinium sp. CCMP2592
Lineage: Eukaryota; Dinophyceae; Suessiales; Symbiodiniaceae
Source: the annotation of a GenBank genome assembly